Monopterus albus (swamp eel) is the source of this 2145-nucleotide messenger RNA. RefSeq names its product pyruvate dehydrogenase phosphatase catalytic subunit 1 (gene pdp1). Bases 71 to 1648 code for a protein of 525 amino acids. Lineage: Eukaryota; Metazoa; Chordata; Actinopteri; Synbranchiformes; Synbranchidae. Gene Ontology annotation, cellular component: mitochondrion. Gene Ontology annotation, molecular function: cation binding; [pyruvate dehydrogenase (acetyl-transferring)]-phosphatase activity. The transcript is spliced from 9 exons. Gene Ontology annotation, biological process: protein dephosphorylation. The record is from RefSeq and is a predicted model, not a curated record.
GGUGCAGUCGCGUCUUAUCAGGUGUGUGUAUACAUCAGUGGUGUGUUGUUUGUCUGUGCCUUCGUCAGCCAUGCCUGUGACAACUCAGCUGCUCAAGGGUUUGUCCCGUACCAAGGUCUUGGCCUCCAGUCUGUUACCAUGCCAACAACAUCAUUCUCAGUUAGCGCCCAUCACCCACCGACCUGCCACACGAUGGUUGUCCCACAUGUGGUGGAGUCACCAGCACUCAAGGAGUUACCAGACAGCUUCAGUGCUACACAGCUACAUCCUCACGCCUCCGCAGGUCAACUCUAUCCUGAAAGCCAACGAGUACAGCUUCAAGGUGCCAGAGUUUGAUGGGAAGAAUGUGUCAUCAGUGAUGGGCUUUGAGACUAAUCAGCUGCCAGCCAACGCCCCUAUAGAGGACCGUCGUAGUGCAGCCACGUGCCUGCAGACACGAGGAAUGCUGCUGGGUGUGUUUGAUGGCCAUGCUGGCUGUGCCUGUGCACAGGCGCUGAGUGAGAGGUUAUUUUACUACAUAGCAGUGUCGCUGUUGCCCCACAACACUCUUUGUGAGCUCGAGGCAGCAGUGGAAGCCGGAAGGCCUGUCAGUCCCAUCUUGCAGUGGCACAAACACCCCAAUGACUACUUCAGCAGGGAGGCUCAGUCUCUGUACAUCAAUAGCCUCCGAACCUACUGGCAGGAAUUGAUAGAUCUAACCAGCCCAGGUGAGGUUCCAGACACCCGUGAGGCAUUGCUGAGCGCCUUCAAAAGGCUGGACCAAGACAUUUCUUUGGAGGCUCAGGUUGGAGACUCGAAUGCCUUCCUGCACUACUUGGUUCUAAGAGUAGCUUUUUCUGGAGCGACAGCUUGUGUGGCUCACGUCGAUGGACCAGACCUGUUUAUAGCCAACGCAGGAGAUGCUCGGGCAGUGUUGGGAGUGCAGGAGGAGGACGGCUUGUUCAGUGCUCUCACACUCUCUAAUGACCACAACGCCCAGAACGAGGAUGAGGUGACUCGAAUACAGCGUGAACACCCGCCAUCAGAGAGAAAAACCAUCAUACGACAGGACCGGCUGCUGGGCCUCCUCAUGCCGUUCCGUGCUUUUGGGGAUGUGAAAUUCAAGUGGAGUAUAGAGCUGCAGAAGCGCGUGUUGGAGUCUGGACCUGAUCAGCUCCAUGAAAAUGAGCACACAAAGUUUAUUCCCCCAAAUUAUCACACCCCCCCGUACCUAACUGCUGAGCCUGAGAUCACGUACCACAAACUGAGGCCACAGGAUCGCUUCCUGGUGAUUGGCUCCGAUGGCCUGUGGGAGACCCUCCACAGGCAGGAAGUGGUUCGUAUUGUGGGGGAAUAUUUAACAGGGGUGCACCAGCGUCAUCCACUCAAAGUCGGAGGCUACAGGGUCACCCUUGGACAAAUGCAGGGGCUACUCGAAGAGCGGAAGGCGCGGUUGUCUUCGGCUUUCGAGGAUCAGAACGCAGCAACCCACCUGAUGCGUCAUGCGGUGGGAAACAACGAGUUUGGCACGGUUGACCAUGAGAGGCUGUCAAAAAUGUUGUCUUUGCCUGAGGAGCUGGCUCGCAUGUACCGCGAUGACAUCACCAUCAUUAUCGCUCAGUUCAACCCUCAUGUGUUUGGAGCGCAGAGACAGGAAGGGCAGUCCUGAGAUGUACGUGCCGAUGAGUACACACUUGCACUACACAAAGGCACACUCUGUGGACAAACUAAGAAAUAUCUGUCCAGUAGUCUGAAUGAAGUUGUUUUAACUCUAUUUAUGUAUAGAAUAUAUGUUUGUAUACAGUGCUAUAGAAGAUGUUAAAAGAUCUAUUUAUGCUGCCAAUAUUCUUCAUGGCUGGUAAAAUACUGUUACUGAUUUGUGCAGCAAAAGUUUCAACUAUCUUGUUUACGAGAGACUCAGCGGGGUUGAAAUGAUAGAAAUUCCAAGGAGGGUGAAGGUUUGAACCUUAAGUAGAGCUUAGAGGUUCUGCAGGACUGAAACAUCCUGCUUUUUUUCCUGAUUUGGCCUCAAACUAGCGUAUGUCAUGAUAACACUGCACUCUCUCUCUCCGUUUUGUUAUUUACACCCAGGGCACAAGCGCUUUCAUUUUCUAGGCUGCAUCCGUGUCUAAGGGACUGAUGUUACAACAGAGGCCUGUUGCAUCU